CCUCAACCUACGACGACCUGCGAACAUCUUCACCUCGACAACGUCACCUUGCGACUAUACCCUCUGUCGUCAAUACACCUUCGUCGCCACAGAUCGACAAAUUACUCAUUGUUGUGUCACGCGACCAAUUCCAGUCCCACCUUUGCCAGUCGCUUUCGUCGCGCGCACCAUUCACAAAGCUCGCUCCUUUUUUUGCUACCUUUCGAUAUCAUUGUCCUUUCGACGAUACCUAAGUGAACGCAAUCGAAUCGCAUUCCAUAUAUCCAACAUGUCACCCAAUCCCGAACACGGGGCUCCGGCACCUACCGACCCUCCUCCGGCUGCUGAUACUGAACAAAAGUCCGACUCGAGCGCCCCGGCGACGCCUCCCCCGGCACCCGUCCCUUCAGCCGACCCAAAGCUCUUCCGACAAAUAACACAAUCACAUACCGGCGAGUCCGACCAAGAUGUUGACGAUAUCUACAAAGUCUCCCCCUUAGCCGCCCUCAAGCUCCUCAGCGCUGGCAUCGAGACCCUCGUUUCCUUCACAGGCGACAUCCCGCCCACGCCGCCCCCACGAUCCCCAACCAUCCCCCAUAUGCGUGGCAUGGACGCCGAAAAACAGAGCAUCGUACGGUCUAAUUCCGAGAAGAACCUGGCCAGGCUUUUGCAGCAAAAGAGCGCGACCAAUUCCCCACGGAGACCCUUCAGCCCGGCGCCACAACGGCACCCGCACCCACCUCCCUCGAGAGAAGGGCACAAACAAUCCCAGUCAAUAGACGGCGUCCAACUCCGCACUCCCAACCCAACCCCACCGCCCGGUCUCUCGUCCAGCGACGCAAAGUCGGCCCUUGAACCCUACAUCAUCGUCGGCGAGAACUCCCAACCGCUCAACACCCAACACUCGGCCAUAACCCGCAAAUUCUACUCGCGAUUGCCUCCCCCAAUCUCCAUUACCGACUACCUCCUGCGCAUCCACCAAUACUGCCCCAUGUCCACGGCCGUCUACCUCGCCGCUUCUCUGUACAUUCACCGCCUGGCCAUCAUUGAGCGCGCCAUCGUCGUCACCAAGCGCAAUGCGCAUCGCCUACUUUUGGCAGGCAUACGAGUCGCCAUGAAAGCCUUGGAAGAUCUGAGCUAUCCGCACUCCAAGUUUGCCAAAGUGGGCGGAGUUAGCGAGACGGAGCUGGCGAGGUUAGAGAUUAGCUUCUGCUUCCUGGUCGGAUUUGAGCUGAGAGUGGACGAGGAGGCGUUGAGAGGCCAGUGGGAGAUGCUAAAAUCUGGUGUCGAGGCGUGGGAGGGUGUUGAGCAUGACCUUUAUGGGAAACGAGAGGUGAUUACAUUGAGGAAUCCGCCCCCGGGGAGGGAGGGGAUGCAGGCGGAAGCUGCUGCCGAGGCGUGAGAGGGCUGGAGAGGGAGAGUGGAAGGGUUUCUGUUUGGGUUGUGGCAUUAAAAAAAAUAAUCUUGACGUUGUUUUCGGGCGUAAUAUCAGGAGUGGGAAGUCAAGGCCUGGUGUUCGAAGCGGCAUCCUUUGCCAGCACAGGAGGACAUCAAACCCCAUGUCGUACACGAGCAAGGGCAAAGAGCAAACCGAAUGGCUUGCUUGA
Molecule: messenger RNA, 1586 nt
Organism: Neurospora hispaniola
Lineage: Eukaryota; Fungi; Ascomycota; Sordariomycetes; Sordariales; Sordariaceae
Product: cyclin-domain-containing protein
Exons: 1
Coding region: 269-1381 (370 amino acids)
Biological process (GO): regulation of cyclin-dependent protein serine/threonine kinase activity
Cellular component (GO): nucleus; cyclin-dependent protein kinase holoenzyme complex
Molecular function (GO): cyclin-dependent protein serine/threonine kinase regulator activity; protein kinase binding
Source: RefSeq, a predicted model, not a curated record